Messenger RNA from Alosa sapidissima (American shad), 2342 nucleotides. It is a transcript of the gene cbln4, whose product is annotated as cerebellin 4 precursor. The transcript is spliced from 3 exons. The coding region runs from base 459 to 1070 and encodes 203 amino acids. Gene Ontology annotation, molecular function: protein binding. The record is from RefSeq and is a predicted model, not a curated record. Lineage: Eukaryota; Metazoa; Chordata; Actinopteri; Clupeiformes; Clupeidae.
CGGGACAUUGUAUGCAAUUCUAUAAUGUAGUGCUACUUUAACUAUUUGCAGACAAACUGUAGCCUAAUCAUAUUAUGUUAAUGGUGAUUAUAGAAUACCUGCUAUGCAAGGCACGCAUCAGUAGGGGGAUAACAACUCCUCCAGCUUGAGUGAGGAGCGACAGAGCAGAAGCAGACAAGGAAUGAGUGCGCUGCUUUCUCAUCGGCUCUAAACUCCCGCGGUUUCGCUUGUUGUAUGCAGGCAAGAGUUCAGUCGCCAGCAGUCUCCUGCGCAAUCAACUAAAAGAAGGGGGGCAACAUGACCAUUGCAAUUGUUGAAAUUUCCGCCUGCAGCUGUUUAUAGCAGUCUGUAAAUUGUAAAGUCUGUGAUUUGGUUCACAGAUUGAUGUUACUCUGAGGCGCCGAAAGCAUCCGAGAGAACCUCUUACUUUCAACUUGCCUUUACAGGGAUCUGUAAUCAUGGUGGUUAUUGUGUUGGUGCACAAGGCGAUGUUCGACUCCAUUGUGUUUUUCAUCGGCGUGGGCAUAGUCGCCAAGCUAGCAGUCGCCCAGAAUGACACGGAACCCAUAGUCCUGGAGGGCAAAUGCCUGGUGGUUUGUGACUCUAAUCCCGCCACAGAUUGGAAAAGCUCUUCUUCUCCACUUGGCAUCUCAGUGCGCGCCGCAAAUUCCAAGGUGGCUUUUUCUGCAGUGAGAAGCAACAACCACGAACCAUCAGAAAUGAGCAACAAAACGAGAAUAAUAUACUUCGACCAAAUCCUUGUCAACAUUGGAAACUAUUUCACUUUAGAAUCUGUGUUUCUGUCCCCACGGAAAGGGAUCUACAGUUUCAACUUCCAUGUUAUUAAAGUGUACCAGAGCCAGACCAUACAGGUGAACUUAAUGUUAAAUGGAAAGCCUGUAAUCUCCGCCUUUGCCGGCGACAAAGACGUGACACGUGAAGCUGCCACUAACGGAGUCCUGCUAUACCUGGACAAAGAGGACAAGGUCUACUUGAAGUUGGAGAAGGGCAAUCUAGUGGGCGGGUGGCAAUACUCCACCUUCUCUGGCUUUCUAGUGUUCCCCCUGUAAAGAAAAGCACAUACACAAAACAAACGCACUCUAUUUAUCCAGUGUGUCAUCAUUGUGUAACCAAUACCUCCCACACUGACUGGAUCCAAAACGGAUACUUGUCCUCAGACUGCUGUGAGAAGAAACAAGCAGACAAUGUCAUCUUAGGCAAAAAGAUAAGGAAAACAAACAAGCAUACCCCUCUUUUGAACAAUACAUCUAAAAACAGAGUUCAUCGCUGCUUUCACUGCUUAUACAGAGCAUUCAAAAGAAGAAAAGAAAUGUGUGAUAUCUAUCUAUCUAUCUAUCCUGGAGCUCUGUGCUUAUAUGUUGUCCGCUUCACUUGUGUGUCUGUGGAGGUGGGAGUUGCUUCUGCAGCAUGUGUGGCGCAGCUUCAAAACAACCAGAGUUUUCUGUCAUCGCAUAUUUAUAGAAAUAUGCCUCACUCGUGAAGACAUAAGAUCCUUCAGGUUUGGUCACUCUUACUAUAUACGUAGGAUUCCACCUGACAUGUAAGAAAGAAGUGGACAGCAAAAUAGCGUAAGUGACAGAACCAAUACAACUAAUUACCAGUUAUAAGAAGUGCACAAAAUGUUUUAGGUAAUUGGUUCUUUUACAUUCGAAUAUACCCACAAAACACCUAUAUAAUAUGCUCUAUGUGUCUGUUUAUGUUAGACUUUGUAGUCGCAUGUCUCCAUUUGUCACCCAGUCAACACAGGCCCCACACACAUGAUCCAACACCAAACACAAUUACUUCAAAUUGGAUCAACUUCGUAAUCUGUUGAGGAUAAUUGAUAUAUUGGGACAUUGGGAUUCUGACCAGACACCUAGAGUUGACAGUAAUGCCACACUAUCUUCAUGACCUCAGUAAUGCACAGCGACACUUAUACAUAUAAUUAGUUGAUAUGGCAGCUGCUAGAGAGUAUUUAGAAGAUAUUUUCUGCGAAGCACACCAUCAGCCUAUAUAUAAUCAAGAGUCCUCCCCCUAUUUUAAUAUUGCUGCCUGCUAUUUCUGUAAUGACGUGUUGGCACCCAGCCAGAGAGCAGUGAUGAAGCUGGAGAAGCUUGAGCUCCAGAGUGGCCAUGGAAGUGAUGCUCACAUGACCACAUGAGCUCAACCAGGCAGAGCUGCCACUGUAGCCACUUGACACUUAACAGUUCUCUGCUAAUAUGAAACUACAAUUUAUGUUAAAAUGAUGUUUAUGGAAGCAUGUUUUCAUGGAAGUUUACCACAGCUACGUUUUGCCAUUACGUUAGUGAAGUCCUUCAUUAAAGUACCGUAUUUUCCGGACU